Phytophthora sojae is the source of this 6354-nucleotide messenger RNA. RefSeq lists its product as hypothetical. The coding region runs from base 1 to 6354 and encodes 2117 amino acids. Gene Ontology annotation, molecular function: ATP hydrolysis activity; chromatin binding; ATP binding. Gene Ontology annotation, biological process: regulation of DNA-templated transcription; chromatin remodeling. The transcript has 4 exons. The record is from RefSeq and is a predicted model, not a curated record. Gene Ontology annotation, cellular component: chromatin; nucleus. Lineage: Eukaryota; Oomycota; Peronosporomycetes; Peronosporales; Peronosporaceae.
AUGGAGGACGCGGCGCGCGAGGAGCCGCCGCAGCCCGCGCCCCUCAAGGCCCACGAGGAGGAGCCGCCGCCGCGCACGCCGCAGCCCGAGGAGGAGGCGCAGGAGUCGGCGUCCGACGAGAAGGAGCACGAGCAGCAGGAGGAGGAGCAGGAGCAGCCCCCGCAGGAGGCGCAAGAGGACAAGGACACGACCACGGAGGAGACGACGGAGACCGUGGAGGAGGCAGCAGAGACCACAGAGACGGCGGAGACCGCAGAGGAGACCACUGAGAUGGUGGAGGAGGCAGCGUCGCCGGAGCCUGUGAAGGGGGAGGCGGCCGCGGGGGAGGAGGAGGCCGAGCAGACAGCGACUGACGCCGUCGUUGAAGCUGAAGCUGAAGCUGCGGAGACAGAGGCUGCUGUGGAGCCCAAGGACGAGAAGAAGGAGGAGAAGCAGGAGCAGGAGCAGGAGCAGGAGCAGGAGGAGGAAGAGAUUGUUCCAAAGAAGGAAGAGGAGGAGGAGGAGAAGCAACUGAAAGAGGAGCAGCAGGAGCAGGAGCAGCAGGAGGAGACACAGAAGAGCGAUGAGUACAGCGGCGAAGCAUCGGCGGCUGAGGACGUCAAGCCGGCGGAGAACCCCGCAACGAGCGACGAUGCUGCCGCGAAGGCGCCGCUUAGUGUGGACACGCAGACGCAGCAGAACGCCAACCGCCAGAUGCAGUUCCCCUUUGCGCCGUCCAACUUCUUGGCGCCGUCGCCCACGCCUAUUCGUCCGCUGGAUGGAGAUCCGCGCAUGAAGCAGCAGCCGCAAGAGGCCGGCGACGCAACUAACAACAACGCUGGCACACCGACCAGCGCGAGCGGCGCCGCUCCGUCCAAUACGUCGGACCCCGGCGCUAACGCUAACGCUAACGCUAACGCCGCUGCGAGCAGCAACCCUGUGUCGCAGUCUCAGAUGUUCUACCACCAAACGAACGCUCCAUCGUUCUACGCUACGCCCCAAGACGGCCCUCCGGUUGGACCCGCGAUGAUGGACCAGCAAGGCCAGCCGACUUCCGCCGGCAUGAACAUCCCGAACAACCAGAAUCAGAGCCAAAAUCAGAACUGGAACCCGCAGGCGGCUCAGGGAGCUCCUACUACGAGAAGCCCAUCAGCGGGACCGAACCGCCAAGGAGGUGGUGAUCCUGGCUUGAACCCAGCUCCAUUUCCGGCAAAGUCUCUCGUUCCGCAGCGUCUGGACGACAACUCGUAUGCUUUGGAGCGGGCAAAACUGAGUCGCUUGGGGGCGUACGCGAAAAAUGCCUCCACUCCAGCCCAAGCUAGCGCCCUUGCUGUUGACGUUCUGCGCGCGUCAGUUGGUGCAGAAAAUACGAGAGCUCAUGGCUGGAGAAAUCCAUUCCCUGGUGAUGAAUAUGAGGUCCUGCUUCAAAAGGGAUCCAUCGGUUUAUGCAUGAAUAUGAGCGUUCGCAUGGGAUCCGUUACCGUGACGAGCUUUCGACGCCCAGAUGGAAACAUGAUGGGACCCGCCGAAGCUAGUGGAAUGAUUGCCGUGGGAGACGACUUGAUUGCAGUUGACGGAUUUUUGGUUCAAAGUCAGGAAGACUUCGCUCGCGUCGUGUCGCGUCUCAAGUCCCUUCGUCCAGUUUUACUGCGUUUCAAGCGACCCGGAGGAAAUGGACUUGUAAGCAGCAUUAAUCGUGACGUGCAUGGAUACCGAAACGGACAACAAACGUCAGGCUUUGGACUGGAUAACCCGCGGAUGUUCACAUCGGGAAUGUGGCACUUGGGCGUUCGGUAUAUUUCUCCGAACCAGUGGGCUGCCGAGUUGCACGUGGAUGGCGGAGGCAUCCGACGCUUGGGAACUUUCUCUACUGAAAAAGAAGCAGCAAUGGCGUACAACCAGUACAUUCAUCAGACUUACGGCAACGGAGCAAUCCAGUUCAUGAACCCCGCUGGCACUGGCGGAAAUGCAAACAUGCCUGUUGCCAUGCCCAAUGUGCAGCCUAGGAGGCCAACUCUGCGUGCUGCUUUUUCGGCAGAGCAGAAGGAGCAGCUACGUGCCCAGAUUAUGGUGUUCAAGUUCACAUCUACUGGUGGCAACAUUCCAAACGAGAUCCUUAGCCGUGCAUUGAAGACAACAGCCCACAACUACAUCCAGCCGAAUGCGAACCGAAACAAGAGAAAGAACUUUGCUCCUACUGUUAUCGCGAAGCCAGUGAAGAAGAAGGCCAAGCGGGGUCGUGGCAAAAAGAAGGCAUACUCUGACGAAGACGAAGAGUCUGAGGAUUCUGACGAUGACUACUCGGGUCCGAAGGUUCUAAAGGAAGAACAGCCCGCUCGACGAUCGGGACGUAACCUUGGCAAGGCGAAGAAAAAAUAUGUGGAAGAGGAGAUUGAUUUCGGACUCAGCGAUGAAGAGAAGCCCAAAACGCCAAAGAAGAAAGAAGGCCCGAAGGGCCCGCAAAUUGACACGAUUGUUAGCGUGCGGUUCCACAAGGACACAGCGCAGGAUACCGAGGUCACUAUGGAGUUCCUGAUCAAAUGGAAGGACACCUCGCAUCUCCAUGUGAAUUGGCUUUCUGUCAGAGAAAUCGAAGAGUUUGGUCAGCAUGCAAUUCAGCGAAUGAAGCGGUAUCUUCAGAAGAACAGUCGCCUGGUCGAGGACGCGCGCGAGACUGUCGUUGUCGGAGAAGAAAAAGAUCUCAGCAAUUACUUCAGUGAUUCCUACAUCGAAGUGGACCGGAUUUUGAACGCGAAGGAAGUGGAGGAGCCCGAAGAAUCGAAUCCGUACCUCGUUCACAUGAUGGAGAAGGAUGCUAGCGAUACUGAAGACGAUGCACCCAAGGUGCCAAAGAAGAAGGGAAUCAAGUACCUUGUGAAGUGGCGUGAUAUGAGCUAUGUUGACUGCACUUGGGAGUGGGAAGACCAACUCACGGACGACCGAAAAAUCGCUGCGUUCCAUCGUUUUAACCACCCUCCGAUUAUUAACGGUGCUCACCCGGCGACUUAUUCUGAUGUCCGACCGGAACCAAGCACAUGGGCAAAGUACCAGGAAUCUCCUGUGUACAACAACCAGAACACGCUGCGAUCCUACCAGCUCGAAGGCCUCAACUGGAUGACGUUUUGCUGGUACAAUCGUCGCAACUGCAUUCUUGCGGAUGAAAUGGGUCUGGGUAAGACUGUUCAAGCAACAUCUAUCCUCGAGCAUUUGCGCCAGCGAGAAUUUAUUCGAGGUCCGUUUUUGGUGGUUGCCCCACUUGCGACACUGGGCAACUGGAAGCGUGAGAUUGAAACGUGGACUUCGAUGAACUGUGUUGUUUAUCACGACUCGGAGGGAGGAUCCGACAUUCGGGCCUUCAUUCGUGAGCAGGAAUUUCACUUCGCGAGCGAAGCUCAUCGUAGACGCGGCAUUUACAAGUUCAACGUCUUGGUCACGUCGUAUCAAACGUUAAUGAUGGAUGCCGAGUACCUCGAGACGAUUCACUGGCGGUACCUUGUGAUUGAUGAAGCUCACAAGCUGAAAAACCGUGAGGCGAAGCUGCUCCAGGUGCUUCACGGCUUCACAUGGGAUUCGUGCCUAUUGAUGACGGGUACCCCGUUGCAGAACGGCGUGUUUGAGCUGUGGUGUCUGCUGAAUUUCAUCGAGCCUGAUAAAUUCCCGAGUCAGCAGCAAUUCUAUGACGAGUUCGGUGAUUUGAAUACCGCAGAGCAAGUUGCCCAAUUGCAUGAGCAGCUGCGGCCCUACAUGCUCCGUCGCGUGAAAGAGGAUGUGGAGAAGAGCAUUCCGCCGAAAGAAGAGACGAUCGUCGAUGUGGAGCUUACUACGAUGCAGAAGAAGUAUUACCGUGCUAUCUUCGAGCGGAACCGCUCGUUCUUGAACAUGGGUGCAUCGGGCACUGUCGCUAACCUGGUCAACGUGGAGAUGGAGCUGCGCAAAUGCUGUAACCACCCGUUCUUGAUUCGGGGUGUAGAGGACAAAGAGUGUGCCGGGUUUGACGAGCAGCUGCGAACGAAGAUUCUGAUUCAGGCGAGCGGCAAAACAGUGCUGCUAGAUAAGUUACUGACGAAAUUCCGUCAGGAGAAGAAGAAGGUGCUUAUCUUCUCGCAGUUUAAGAUCAUGCUGGACAUUAUCGAGGACAUGUGCCAGUUGCGAGGGUACACCAUGGAGCGUUUGGAUGGAUCUGUUCGCGGAAACUCGCGUCAGGCUGCGAUCGAUCGGUUCAAUAACCCGGAGUCCGAUACGUUUGCCUUCCUAUUGAGCACUCGCGCAGGUGGUGUGGGUAUCAAUCUCAUUGCUGCUUCUGUGGUGAUUUUGUUCGAUAGCGAUUGGAAUCCCCAAAACGAUCUGCAAGCCGUCGCGCGUUGUCACCGUAUCGGUCAAACGCAGUCGGUGAAUAUCUAUCGGUUGGUGACGAAGAAGACGUACGAGGCCCAGAUGUUUGAGAUUGCCUCGAAGAAACUCGGAAUGCACCACGCUGUCUUUGAGACUGGCGGAGUGCGCAAUGAGUUCGAUGGCGAAGAUGACAGCAGUGGCAACAUGAUGUCUUUGAUGUCUUUGGAUCGCGAGAAGGUCGAGAUGAUGAUCAGAUACGGAGCGUACGCCAUCAUGGGUGAAGACGAUGAGCAGGACCCUGAGAACCGCGCCAUUAAUGAGCUGGAUAUUGACCACUUGCUGUCGAAUAGUCGAACCAUUCGAUAUGACCCGACCAAAUCUGGUGAAAACCCUGAAGGAGAUGAGGAGAACAGUGCAGAGGACAGUGAUGCCAAGCCGGUGACCGCUUCUCAGACAAGUGCUUUGUCAUUCUCGAAGGCAACCUUCACUUCGGAAUCGGCCGACACGACAAUUGAUUUCAACGAUGAAAAGUUCUGGGAGAAGGUUCUCGGACCGAAGCCUGUGCAAGUUCUCAUGACGAAGGUCCAAGAAGGAUGGCUCAAAACGGCUUCACAAGAAGAUGUGAAAGAGUUCCUGUCGCAGUUGCGUGAGCUGGCUCGUGCCGUCGUUAAAGAGCGGCAGCGAGGCAAGUCUCUCGCUGACGCAGACCAAGUGCUGGCAAUUCUGAUCGAGCUGAAGGUCACCGGAUGCGUCAUCAAGGGCGUCGUAAACGUUCGUGAGGUCGCUACUGAGUGGUUACAAGUGAUUGAGCGGCCGAGGCGUCGGCGUAGCCAAGACGUUGGCGAGGAACUGAUGUAUCUCGAGUUCCUCGACGGACCGAAAGAACAAUCACCGAAAGGCAAAAAGGGAGGCGGUGCUCGCCGCAAGCGGACACCGAAGGCAAAUGGCAAGAACAAGGAUCGCAAGCUGUAUAAGAGCGAUGACGAGGAGUUCGCGGAAGAUGAGGUUGAUCUGCCCAAGCGAAAGAAAGCGGCUCGUCAGGCGUCUGGUGGUAGGAGCUCUAGAGCUUCGUCACCUACCGGGCGCGUAUCAAGUGGUAUUCACAUUUCUCUGAAGCGCUCGAAGAGCUCUGAGGAUUUCAGCAUCACAAAGGUGGCUAGCACGAUUCGUAAGGUCCAGAAGAAGCUCGACAAAUCUUCCGGCAAACCCGAUUCACCUCAGGGUACACCUCCUGGAAGCAAACAACCUGAUAAGAUGAGCAAGAUUGUUGAAGAGGAGGAAGAACAUGCAAGUGGAUCCGAGGAAGAAGAGGAACACGAAGAAGAGGAGCACGAGGAGGAGGAACACGAAGAAGAGGAGGACGAGGAAGAGGAGGAAGAAGAUGCGUACGAAGAAGACGAGGAGGAAGCUGAAAAGAAGCCUUCUCGUAGCCGCCCGCGCAAGAAAGCUAAAACGAGCGGCAGGUCUCGCAAGGCGGCCAAAGAAGAUGUUGAUCCGCAGGAGGACGAAGAGAUGUGGUGCCGUGUGUGCUUCAGCGACCAAGGCUACCUUGAUGACCCUAUUGUCCAGUGUGAGAAGUGCUCCGUCGCCGUUCACCAGUAUUGCUAUGGUAUUGAUUCAGUGCCGGAAGGCGAUGAGCCGUGGUUUUGCGACUUCUGCGUCAAGCCGUCAGGGUCUCCUGCUGAUGCGACGUGCGAGUUGUGUCCUCUGAAGCGCGCUAAGAGCGCCUUCAAGAAGACCGUCGAAGGCAAAUGGGUCCACGUGGUGUGCGCCCUGUGGGCCCCUGGUGUUCAGUUUUCCGACGUAGAGCGCAUGAGUGGAGUAAAGCACGUGGCUGCUGCCGUCGAAGAGAUGAAGGGCUCGACGUGCGCCCUUUGCGAACAGGAGGAUGGCUGCAUCAAAUGCUUCCGCGGUGGAUGCUCGACGUACUUCCACCCGCUGUGCGGUCGCGAAACGAGAGGAGCUUACGAUAUGUUUAUGAAAGACGGGGGACAGCUUCAGGCGUUCUGCAAGAAACAUCGAACGCACCGGAAGCGUAGUUAG